UGGGAUUCAUAUAAGUGAAUGUUAUGGUAGGAUCAAGGAAAGCACAACCGAUAUCAUGUGGCGAUGGAUAAAAAUAACUUCAAACUGAUUUGCAGUGAUUGGAAAUAAUCGGUGAAGACGUACGACGUUCCCCAAAAUAUUGAAUGUUCUCGUAAUGAAGAUGUCUUUGCUACAGCAGAUGUAUAAGGACGUACUGGCAGGCAUUCCAUUAGCAAAGGAAAACCGCUAUUACGCCUCUAUUCUUACUCUGUGUAUUGAGCAGUCACCAGAAGGAGAUGGAUCGUGUGAUCGAAUGCAUCUACCAUCUACUGAGGGUGCUAUUAGGAGCCAUCAGGACACUAUGUCAGACGCUGUUGGCCCUACAGCAGAUGACGUAUCGCGUGACUUAGCAAACAUGAACUUCUCAUCCUGUCCACGAGAAGUCACGCUGCUUCAGUUAACCUUGAUCAAAAUGCUGGUUGAUAAAGCAGAGUCCCAGGAAACUGAAUUCAGUACAAGACAGAAGUACUGUGAAAUCCUUGCCCUUCUUCUGAAGGAGACAAAAGUCAGUUCAAACUUGAUUUGUCUGCUCAGCAGUUGUGAUCAGCUGUUAUCUCACAUGGCUUCAAAAAGUUUAUCAUCUCUUGUAUAUUUCCAGCUGAAGGAAGAGAAUGCAUUGAAUGUCACCUGGCUCAGCCAUAGUUUGAAGACUCUUUUAGAAUUCCCUAUGCAUACCCAGGUAGCAGAAUGUCUGUGGACUCUUACAGCUGUUAUCAAAGACAUACUGAAAGAUGAAACUUUACCCCAAACAGAUAUUUUGAAGAAGUUGUUGUCUCCUCUUGAUGAUGUACUUGAAGGAUUUUACAAUUCCAUUCUGCUCCAUCAUUUUGACAGUCAUCUCUAUACUUCACCUUAUUCUGAAGCUGCAAAUAAUUUGAUAAGUUUUACAGAUCUGCUUGAAGCACUUCUGGCUGCCAGAAUUGAAUUGGAGCUACCACUGAAAUGCCAGAGAGUAUUGUUUCUGAAAGUUUCUUAUGUCCUGAACAUCAUUAGCUCAUCAACUCACUAUUUCAUCAAGAAGAAGUUCAUUAUGCUCCUUAAAAAAUGUGUCCUUUGUAAAUCCGGAGAAGAUACUGUAAGUGGAUCACAGUUCUUACAAAAGCCAUAUUUCUAUGAGGACAUGCUUGCUCUGAGUAAUGCUGUGCUGCAGGUUGUGAAUUUGACGUGGCUUGAUCAAAUCCCACUCGGUGAAAAGGCCAGCUACUUUGGAAGUAGUGAAGCUCUGCCUGGAGAUAACACUCAAAGUGGUUCUGAUCAAACUGUUCUGAGAGCCAUAAGUCUGGUUGUGCUUAAAACAUUGGAGUUCAAGUUUCAGAACACUGCUACAGAAGCUGAAAUCAAAGAAGUCUUUCAGAGUUCCAUGUCCCAACUGCUGACAUUCUGGAGGAGUCAUAUGAAGUGUUCCCCACAAUCCCACCCAGUUGUACAUCACUGUGAAUGGCUCUCCUUGAUUUUCAUAGAGCAAGAUGAUGAUAUGUGGGAAGCUGCUAAAGCUUUAUUACUCAGUUACUUAAAAUUUGAUAGGUUACGGCGUGAUGCUUCUGAUAACUUAACCCAAAAAGAGGAGGAAAGCUGGAACUUCCUUACGCAUGCAAGUGGCUAUAAUCCUCAUUGUAUAUUUUUAUUUUUUCUAGACAAAAUUGCAUUUGAUUCCACAGUGCUGCUAGAUUUUUUGAUUUCAUCAGAAACUUGCUUUCUGGAGUACUUGGUAAGGUACUUAAAACUUCUUAGAGAAGACUGGCAUCAGUUUGUAAAUGUCUGUAACUAUUUUGAUACCAAGCAUGGCACUUGUCAACCAGUUUCUUCUAUCAAGUCUCCACAUCAAGAAAAACAAAGCUGCAUGAGCGAUGUGAAUUUGCAAAAUGCUCCUUGUGAACCAGAACCACAGACUCCGAUACCUUUGACUUCUUCUCACAAUUGCUUGGUGUUUACCACAGAGCAAGGCAAUAAUGAAGUUGCAGAGUCUAACCAGUCUAAGUCAUUGCUAUGCAACGAUAGUACGUCUCUGCUGGGUUCUCUUCAAAGCCUUGUUAAUUAUGACAGCUCAGAAGAUUCUGAAUUAGAAUCGGUUGGAAGAGAGUGUUUGGUAAACAUAAAGCAGAUGCCCUUGAAUAAUGAGCAUGAGACAGUGAUAAGGGAAACUGUUUGCAGCUACACAGAUGAUAAACAUAAUAAACUCAAGUCUCAGGUGUUGCCUCUGAAACAAAAGGGAUGUAAUACCUCAUCCAGUUUGGCUUGUACAGUGCCCUCAGAUAACAUCGUUCCCCUAAAAAUAAUGCUUUUAAAAUCAACAAAGUGUUUGGAAGAACUGCAAAAUGCUAUUUCUAGGUUGCAGAGAAGAAAUCUUUUCCCAUAUAAUCCAUCUGCGUUGUUGAGACUACUGAGUCACGUUGAGAAGAUCAGUAAGAGCAUAAAUUCACCAUCAGUCAAAGAUCCGGUGGUUUCUAACUAGUACACUAGAGAACGCUUCCAUGAGAUGAAUAACUUCUAAAGCUCACGCCUUUUGCACCUGUCAGUGUAUUUAAACUGAAACAGGAUAAACAUGUUUUUGGUUGACACCUUCAAAAAUCUGCUCAGUGAUGUGAUCCAUUCAUUACCUUAGGGUCCCAGGCAUAUUCAUGGUAUGUAUGUCUGUAGUGUAUAUAAAGAUUAAUUGCUAGCUACCCAUAGUUUGAUAAUAAACAAGUAAUCUGAAAGCAUAUCAACAAUAUUUAAAGUAUUGUCAAUUAUACUUAAUGUCAUUCUAAUGAUUUACAGGUUCCGAUGAAGUGUUAAUGCAACACUUAACUGCUUAGAGAUUGAGCUAAAUAAAAUAUUGUAGCUGGGGA
Molecule: messenger RNA, 2867 nt
Organism: Oxyura jamaicensis (ruddy duck)
Lineage: Eukaryota; Metazoa; Chordata; Aves; Anseriformes; Anatidae
Gene: LINS1
Product: lines homolog 1
Exons: 7
Coding region: 155-2491 (778 amino acids)
Source: RefSeq, a predicted model, not a curated record